GCGGCGCGGCCGGGACUUUGGCUUUGACACCGACUGCGAGCUGGGGCCGUGGCGCUAGAGCUGAAUGUGGACGCGCUCUGGCUGACCUCGCUGCCGAGUUGGGCGCAGGACUUUUUGCCUGGAUAAACGCAGCUUCGGCGACGCUGCAAGUCCUGGUGCAGCCUCAAGUCUUGGUGCAGCCUGGGCGGUCGGAUUUCGCCGCCGCUGCCGCCGCCUGGAGCAGUGCUGAAGCUUCUGCCCGCUCUGGGAGAGCGACACUGAGUUUCUCCGCAGAAAGAGCCAGGACACGCGGACCCAGGCGGCGCGGGAGGCUUCUGGCCGCCUGACUGCUGACCCGCACCCGCGGGCGCUGCGGGGCCGGAGGCAGAGGGCCCGCGCGGCUCAGGCUUCUGAACCGUAGCCAAGUGAAAGGUGAUUUUGGACACUCUGAGCAUGGAUUUGCUGGGUAUUUGUGGUGACUUCAGCCCCUAAAUCCUGCACCUUCCAUUCUUCUGUGCUUCUCCCUAGCCACAGAGUUCCUCGGGGUGAGGCCUUCCUGGACCUCUGAUCCUGGCCAACCAUGGGGAGCACCCUGGGCUGCCACCGCUCCAUCCCCAGGGACCCCUCAGACCUGUCCCAUAGUCGCAAGUUCAGCGCAGCUUGUAACUUCAGCAAUAUCCUGGUGAAUCAGGAGCGGCUCAACAUCAACACUGCCACGGAGGAGGAGCUGAUGACCCUGCCGGGAGUGACCCGUGCUGUGGCCCGCAGCAUUGUGGAGUACCGAGAGUACAUCGGUGGCUUCAAAAAGGUGGAAGACCUGGCACUGGUAAGCGGAGUGGGCGCCACAAAGCUAGAGCAAGUCAAGUUUGAGAUCUGCGUGAGCAGCAAAGGCAGCUCUGCACAGCAUUCCCCCAGCUCCCUGCGGAGAGACCUGCUGGCAGAGCAGCAGCCUCACCACCUGGCCUCCGCUGUACCCCUCACCCCACGCGUCAACAUCAACACGGCCACUCCGGCUCAGCUCAUGAGUGUACGAGGCCUCUCGGAGAAGAUGGCCCUCAGCAUCGUGGACUUCCGCCGCGAGCACGGGCCCUUCCGCAGCGUGGAGGACCUGGUGAGGAUGGAUGGGGUCAGUGCCGCCUUUGUGGACAGAAUACGGCAGCAGGUGUUUGCGGAGAGGUCUAGGCCCCCAUCGACCCACACUAACGGGGGCCUAACCUUCACUGCCAAGCCUCAUCCCAGCCCCACCUCCCUGAGCCUCCAGAGUGAGGACCUGGAUCUGCCCCCGGGGGGACCUACGCAGAUUAUCUCCACUCGGCCUUCAGUGGAGGCCUUUGGAGGUAUGCGGGAUGGGCGGCCUGUGCUGAGGCUGGCCACCUGGAACUUGCAGGGAUGCUCGAUGGAGAAGGCCAAUAACCCUGGGGUGCGAGAGGUGGUGUGCAUGACACUCCUGGAAAACAGCAUCAAGCUUCUAGCUGUGCAAGAACUACUUGACAGAGAGGCCUUGGAAAAGUUCUGUAUGGAGCUCAACCAACCCAUCCUGCCCAACAUCCGCAAGUGGAAGGGGCCCCGGGGAUGCUGGAAAGCCGUUGUUGCUGAGAAGCCCUCAAGUCAGCUCCAGAAGAGGGCUGGGUACUCAGGAUUCCUGUGGGACACAGCUGCAGGUGUGGAACUGAGAGAUGCUACCUCGCAGGAGAGCUCACCCAGCAAUGGGCACGGGAGACCUGUGGGCCCCAGCCCGUACCUCGCAAGGUUCAAGGUGGGAAGCAAUGACUUGACCCUUGUUAAUCUUCACCUGGCAGCCCUGACCCUGCCAGGGGCUGAGAAUCCAUGCAGGAACCACAGUGACAGCCACCGGGUGGCGAGCUUCGUGCAGACCCUACAGGAAACCCUGAAAGGAGAAAAAGAUGUGAUUAUAUUAGGGGAUUUUGGCCAAGGCCCAGAUAGCAGCGACUGUGAUGUGCUGAGGAAAGAAAAAUUCCAUCACCUGAUCCCUCCGCACACCUUCACCAACAUCAGCACCAAGAAUCCUCAAGGCUCGAAGUCUCUGGACAACAUCUGGAUCAGUAAAAGCUUAAAGGUUUUCACUGGUCAUUGGGCUGUCGUGAGAGAAGGUCUCACGAACCCUUGGAUUCCAGAUAACUGGUCUUGGGGUGGAGUGGCUUCUGAACAUUGUCCUGUGCUGGCUGAGUUUUACAUGGAGAAGGACUGGAGCAAGAAGGAAGCCCCCCGAAAUGGCAAUGGGGUCGCCUUGGAGCGGAGUGAAGCCAACAUCAAGCAUGAACGAUGAUGACACCAAAUCAGUUUUUCUACCCCUUGACCCAGGAGGGCACAGACACGAGCUAACCCUUUGGGGGAAGUUCGGGGCCAGACUGCCUUUUAAUCUUCAUUCUGAAAACAUCAGCACACAGGCCUUGGCCCAUGGCCUUCUCUGUGGAUGGUUCAGGGCCUAUGAUGGGGACAGGGGUAUGCUGGGCCUCACCACACCACGCAGUGAAAUCAGAAGUCCAGCAAAGAACAGAAAUGCCUUUUACUCUGUGGAUGCUGCUGGCCUUAGCAGGAUGGGGCCAGCUGUGUGCUGCUGACUGGACGGCAGCACCAGGAGAACAGUAACCGAGGUGAGAAGAAAGGAGAGAGGUGGCUCAGGCUGCCCGCCCUGGCUGAGCAAAGCCAGAGUACUCGUUUCUGACCACCAGGAUGUGACGUUCUGGCUGCCCAUUUCAGAAAGCUUUUAACUGUGAUUGAGCACUCUUCUCAAAUAUUUUGGUGAUUUUUAGUUUUGUUUUGAAAAAAUAAAGAGAGAUUA
Nycticebus coucang (slow loris) is the source of this 2782-nucleotide messenger RNA. It is a transcript of the gene EEPD1, whose product is annotated as endonuclease/exonuclease/phosphatase family domain containing 1. Bases 560 to 2266 code for a protein of 568 amino acids. The transcript is spliced from 8 exons. NCBI's taxonomy places the organism in Eukaryota, Metazoa, Chordata, Mammalia, Primates, Lorisidae. Gene Ontology annotation, molecular function: catalytic activity; DNA binding. Gene Ontology annotation, cellular component: plasma membrane. Gene Ontology annotation, biological process: DNA repair. The record is from RefSeq and is a predicted model, not a curated record.